Otolemur garnettii (small-eared galago) is the source of this 671-nucleotide messenger RNA. RefSeq names its product transmembrane protein 185A-like. Bases 116 to 649 code for a protein of 177 amino acids. Lineage: Eukaryota; Metazoa; Chordata; Mammalia; Primates; Galagidae. The record is from RefSeq and is a predicted model, not a curated record. The transcript is spliced from 4 exons.
GGUGGCGGCGGCGGCGGAGACGCGGCUUGCUCUGGCGCCAUGAACUGGCUGUAACACGCAGGCUGCGCGGCGCGGGGGGCGGGGGGAGGAGGACGCAGCGGUGAAGUUCUCCGCCAUGAACCUGAGGGGCCUCUUCCAGGAUUUCAACCCGAGUAAAUUCCUCAUCUAUGCCUGUCUGCUGCUGUUCUCCGUGCUACUGGCCCUUCGUUUGGAUGGCAUCAUUCAGUGGAGUUAUUGGGCUGUUUUUGCACCAAUAUGGCUUUGGAAGUUAAUGGUCAUUGUUGGAGCCUCAGUUGGAACUGGAGUCUGGGCACGGAAUCCUCAAUAUCGAGCAGAAGGAGAAACAUGUGUGGAAUUUAAAGCCAUGUUGAUUGCAGUGGGUAUCCAUUUGCUCCUGUUGAUGUUUGAAGUUCUGGUCUGUGACAGAAUUGAGAGAGGAAGCCAUUUCUGGCUACUGGUCUUCAUGCCCCUAUUCUUUGUUUCCCCGGUGUCUGUUGCAGCUUGUGUAUGGGGCUUUCGACAUGACAGGUCACUAGAGUUAGAAAUCCUAUGUUCUGUCAACAUUCUCCAGUUUAUAUUCAUUGCCUUAAGAUUGGACAAGAUCAUCCACUGGCCCUGGCUUGUAUGUAACUUUUUAAUCCUUAAAUAAACUUUUCUUUUUUAUUAUAAAA